AUUAAAAAAGUAAAAAUCCCUCCCCCCUCAAUGAACUCUCUCUCUUCCAAAUUUGAAAAGCUCCGCUCUGCCAUCCCCUCCGCGCCUACUAUUUCCUCUCUCUCUCUCUCUCUCUCUCUCUCUCUCUCUCUCUCUCUCUGUAUAUAUACACGGAUACAUAUUCACUCUUCCACCUUAUCACUCUCCCAACAUACACACAGAGAUACGUUGUGAAGGAUAAAGCGUAAGCUCCGAAUCGAAGCUUAUUCCGAGCUUUUCUCUGGGUUACGUCUCCAUUGAAAUCUUGCGAGGAAAUAAUGGAGUCACUGCCAGAUGCACUAGUGCAAUACAUUUUGUCCCACAUGAAUAAUGCUAAAGAUGUGGCCUCUUGCAUCUGUGUCUCCAAGAGGUGGAAGGAUUCAGUACCUUAUCUGAGAAGCCUAUUUUUCCCUCGAAAUCUUCUUGACAAUCUUACCAAUGGAGAUACUCCUGAUGCAAUCGUGAGGCAAAUGAUUUCUUCAAUUGUUGAAUUAGAGGAACUUGUUGUCUAUUGUCCAUUUUCCAGUGCUGGGCUUGGAUCAUGGUUGUCAAUAACAGGAACGUCCUUGAAGAACCUUGAGCUUCGAAUGGAUAAUAUAAUCCCACACCAUAAUUGUACUGAAAUCCCUUCAAAGUUGGAUCGCAUUGGAUCUGCGAGUAAUUUGGAGUCCCUUAAGCUUUGGGGUGUGCUAAUGAUUGAUUCGCCCCAAUGGGAUGUUUUCCUUAGGCUAAGAAAUCUUGAAAUAGUUGGUGCUAGACUGAAGGACACUGCGCUGUCUGAUGCACUUUUUGCCUGUCCUAAUUUGACUCAUCUGUUGCUUCUUGGCUGUGAGGGUUUAAAGUCUGUUUCAAUUGAGCUUCCUAAUCUGGAGCAUUGUAAGCUUGAUUUUUAUGGAAAUGGUAACUGCUCGCUAUUUCUCAAUUCACCAAAACUUGAAUCCCUUGAAGUACAAGGUUGUAGUUUGAUCAGAGUCCACGAAACUCAAUGCUUGAAAAACCUCUCAAUUGCCAACAAUUCAGGGCGCGUUUAUAUGGUGGAUUUUGGAAAACUUGUGGCACUGGAGUCCUUGGCCAUGAGAGGAGUACAGUGGUGCUGGGAUGCCAUAAGCAAAAUGCUUCAGAUGGCUAGUGAAGUGAAGCAACUAUAUAUGAAAGUGGAAUUCACUGGGGAUUUCGAGGAACUUAUGCCCUUUCCAGAGAUUGAUUUUGUUGACUUCUUUAACAGCCACCCCAAGCUGCAAACAUUUGACAUACAUGGUGCCAUGUUUGCUGCUCUUUGCCAAAAGAACAGCUUAAAAAAUGUUGAUUCAAGAUUUUCAAUUCCGUGUCUUGAGAAAGUUAUGAUUACAGUGAGAUCGCCAUUGAAUGCUGAACAAAAGAUGAAUACUUUGGAAUCUUUAGUAAACUAUGCCAGGAAUUUAAAGAAGAUGACAAUAAAGAUUCUUCAGAUGAAGAGUAGCCAUAGCAGUGCAGAUGAUUUCUUUGAAGAAAUUUGCAGAUUUAGAUACAUGAAUCGUAAGAUUGUUUCGAUUGAAUAG
Olea europaea var. sylvestris is the source of this 1556-nucleotide messenger RNA. RefSeq names its product F-box protein At1g10780. NCBI's taxonomy places the organism in Eukaryota, Viridiplantae, Streptophyta, Magnoliopsida, Lamiales, Oleaceae. The transcript has 4 exons. Gene Ontology annotation, molecular function: protein binding. The coding region runs from base 297 to 1556 and encodes 419 amino acids. The record is from RefSeq and is a predicted model, not a curated record.